Messenger RNA from Adineta ricciae, 2667 nucleotides. NCBI's taxonomy places the organism in Eukaryota, Metazoa, Rotifera, Eurotatoria, Adinetida, Adinetidae. The record is from the annotation of a GenBank genome assembly.
AUGGAACGUUUCAAAAUAAGAAAUUUCUACUCAAAAUUCGUCGACCGUGUUCUUGUUAUAUCUACAAGCGCCGAGAAGAACCCAAGACCAAACGACACAUUUUUUCUUUACUGUGAAUUUUACGCAAAAACUUAUAUGAGCGAACAAGAAGAAAUCAUAGCAGAUCGUGAAUCGCGCAUAGCUGAUAUCGAACAUGAGCCUCAUGAUUUCCUUUCACCGAUCAGUGGCUAUGAGUCUAUGCCACUUGUUACGUUAGAAAUAGCGGCGGAUGAAUUGAUCGGCUUUAUUCCAAUGAUUAACAACUAUGUUUCGAUUGCCAAGCAGAGAUGUAAACACCCUCCGAAUGGCCUGACAAAUGACGAAGCUGCCGCCAUUAUACUUUAUUCUAUGGGAUGGAAACCACGUGACCAAUGCUUGUACUAUGUAUUAAACAGUACUCUGCGUUCAUCGAAUCGAGAACAGCUAAAACCAUGGUAUUUCUAUUUGCGUCUUUUUCUCAAUGGAUUAUUUCGAUUACAAAAUAUAUCCAAGACUGUUUACCGGUGUGUCAAUAAGGAUUUGAGUCAUAAGUAUCCUAUGGGCAAAAUAAUUGUCUGGUGGGGCUUUUCUUUAUGUACAACAGUGUUGAACACUUUCCAGUCAGAGCACUAUUUGAAUCCGUCUAGUCCAAGAACAUUAUUUAUCAUUGAAUCUCAUUCAGGAAAAGAUAUUCGUCAACAUUCAUUUUUUCCGUCAAUAGACGAAUUACUUCUUAUGGCUGGUACAUCAUUUCAAGUGAUCGAUUAUUUACAUCAAGAAAAUCUUCAUAUCAUUCACCUCAAAGAAAUCGACUCGAUCUAUCCAUUGUUACAACCUGUACAUAUACUUAGUAUUCCGGGAUCAACUAGUUUAUUCGCGUCGGACAAGAAUAUUCAAUUUUUAUCUGUCACUUCUCGGUCAGCUGAACCAAUGUCAACGCACUCCGAGAUGGAACUAAGAUCAAGAAAUCCAAUGCAGAACGUUAGAUCAUUUUCCUUGCAGCCAACAACUGUUCUAUCGGAAUCAGCAAUUCGAACAUCAUCAUCAUUGCAGUUUCGUAACCCAAGAUUAGAAAGAAUUAUUAGUGCAAAACCAAAUAAAUCCCAUCUAUCUCUAAGUUCCAUGGAACUUAUCGAUCAAGAUAUGGAAAUCGUAGCUUGUUGUUUAUCACGAGAUGAUACAAAACUUAUUUCGCUCAAUUUGGAAAACAAUCGAGCCGGAGGCAGCGGUACAAAAUAUUUGAGCAAUGCACUAAUACAAAAUAAAGUGCUCACUACACUCAACCUUAAAAACAAUCACAUUGAUAUUCAAGGAAUUGAACAAUUGAGUUAUGCUUUGCAACAGAACACCGCAUUAACAAUGCUUGAUCUUUCCCAAAAUCAAAUCGACGAUAAUGGCGUGCAAUGUUUAAGUUAUGCACUUAAACACAAUGCGACAUUAACAUUCCUGAGUUUAACAGAUAACGAUGUCGGAGUUCAAGGAGCACAAUGUCUAAGUGAGGCAUUACAACAGAAUACAGCUUUGGUCUCGCUUUCUCUCGAACGCAACCAUAUUGGUCAUGAAGGAGUGUCAUAUCUUGCUAAAGCUUUACUAAUCAACGCUACGCUGACAAUAUUAAAUCUAGAAAAUAAUCAGAUUACUAGUGAAGGAAUCGAACAGUUCAGUGAUGUUCUACGUCUCAAUACAGCUCUCUCCGAACUCUAUCUUGAUUGCAAUAAAGUCAAAAAUGAAGGUGCCAAAUAUCUCAGUGUUGUUCUAAGACAAAACAAGACGCUUGCCAUACUUAGCCUUGCAUCAAAUGACAUCAAGGAAACGGGUGCAUUGUAUCUUGGUGAAGCUUUACGAUUCAAUUCGAUACUUAAUGUACUCAAUCUUUCUUCGAAUCAGAUUGGAGAAAUUGGAGCGAAAUGCUUGAAGGAUGCUUUGAAGCGCAACCACGCACUUACUACAUUGAAUCUGGAAAAUAAUCAAAUUGGUAGUGGCGGAUAUGACACUUGGCAAAAUAAUCGAAAUCGCGCUACAUCGAAUUUGGAUUGCUCAAAAAUUCCGGAUGAAGGAAUUAAAUAUCUUAGCGAUGCAUUACAAUACAACAGAACACUUCAGACACUCAUAUUAACUUCGAAUGAAAUCGGAAAUACUGGUGUUGAACAUUUAAGUUAUGGGUUGCAACACAAUUCAUCGCUCACUACACUAGUUUUGGCUUUUAAUCGAAUACAACAUGAAGGAGCACAGUAUUUACGCGAUGCUUUACUGAAGAAUAAAACUCUUCGCGUACUUGAUCUUGGAUACAAUGAUAUUAACGAGCGAGGUAUACAAUAUCUUAAUGGUGCGUUACAACAAAACAAAACACUUACUAUGCUCAAUCUUUGCUGUAAUCACAUUGACGAUAAAGGUGUUCGAUAUCUCUGUGAUGCAUUGCGUAAUAAUAAGACUUUGACAAAUCUUAAUCUAGCAGGCAAUAAUAUUGGUGAAAAAGGCGUAAAACUAUUACGCGACGUCUUGCAAUACAAUUCCACACUCAUCACUCUCAAUCUCGAAAAUAAUCUAAUCGACAAUAAAACAGAACAGUAUCUGCUGGAAUUGAAGAAAAUAAACAAAAAAAUGAAUAUUUCUUGGUUAUCAAGUGAACUUAUUCAUUUCUCGAAAUAG